This is a messenger RNA of Drosophila mojavensis, 642 nucleotides long. RefSeq names its product dynein light chain roadblock-type 2. The transcript is spliced from 3 exons. Gene Ontology annotation, molecular function: dynein intermediate chain binding. Lineage: Eukaryota; Metazoa; Arthropoda; Insecta; Diptera; Drosophilidae. The record is from RefSeq and is a predicted model, not a curated record. The coding region runs from base 282 to 608 and encodes 108 amino acids. Gene Ontology annotation, cellular component: centrosome; cytoplasm; cytoplasmic dynein complex. Gene Ontology annotation, biological process: microtubule-based movement.
CAUCAGACCCGCAUAUUGAACGGUUGUUGUGUUGUCAAGCGUCGACUUAACUGGAAUACCUAAUAAGCCAACUAUGUGUGAAUAAGUUAACGGUUAAAAUAAUUUCAGUUAAAUACUUGUAAGAAUACAAGAAUAUACCAUUUACUUAAGAUAGCUGCAAAUGGGUCACACUAAACACCGGUAUUUGACCUGCAGACCUACAUAACAGUCAUUAGGAGAUCCAUGGCAACCAAAUAAAGUAAAAAUAUAUGGUAUAUAGUGACCGAAUUAAUUGAUUAACUAUGAUUAAAGGUGCUCCUGAAAAGCCACGACGAACACUUCAAUAUGUUGAAGAAGCUUUUCGACAAAUUGAAAAGAAGAAAAACAUUCGCGAUGUUGUUAUUGUUAACGAACUGGGUCAUCCAGUAAAAAGCACAAUGGAAUUUAAGUCAUCUGUAAAAUUUGUUGGACUAUUUCAAGAACUUCAAGGCAGAAUAGAGCGAGGAAUGGAACACAUUGAUCCCACUGAUGAAUUCUUGAUGCUGCGGGUACGCACUAAAUCCGAUGAAGUUCUGUUAGUGCCAGACUCUAAAAUUACAAUUAUUGUGGUUCAAAAUGCAGAUAAAUAAAAUUGGUAGCAAUUUUCUCAUAAUAAAUAUUCAA